CCUCAAACCGGAUAGCGUUUGUGUAGAGGAAGUUUUGUUUUGCGAGUUUUCCGUCCGUUUCGACUCGCCGAGGUCCUAAUUAAUGCGCGUUGAAGAAUACAAAGUUAUGUUUCUCUGAAUUACCCUCGUCAGACAGGCGCACCGGUUUUCAAAGUGAGAUUACAAGAAGCGAGCUGCUUGAAGCCACGGUGCUGAACACUUUCAGAGUAACCCGAGAGCAGCUCGCUGCUAAGCUAACAUUAGCCUCCGGUCUGCGGUGUGUUGAAGGGCUCUCUGAGCUAACGAAGCCAUGGGGAACCGGGGCAUGGAAGACCUGAUUCCCCUAAUCAACAAGCUACAAGACGCCUUCAGUUCAAUUGGUCAGAGUGUCAAUUUAGACCUUCCUCAGAUUGCUGUGGUAGGCGGACAGAGCGCAGGGAAAAGCUCUGUCCUGGAAAAUUUUGUUGGCAGGGACUUUCUUCCUCGCGGAUCAGGCAUUGUUACUCGCAGACCUCUCAUUUUGCAGCUGGUCAAUAAUAUAGCAGAAUAUGCUGAAUUCCUGCACUGCAAAGGAAAGAAGUUUGUGGAUUUUGAUGAAGUGCGGGCAGAAAUUGAGGCGGAAACAGAUAGGAUUACAGGAUCCAAUAAAGGAAUUUCUCCUAUUCCUAUUAACUUGAGGGUCUACUCCCCAAAUGUUUUGAACCUGACUCUUAUUGACCUCCCGGGUAUGACCAAGGUUGCUGUCGGAGAUCAGCCCGCAGACAUUGAGCAUCAAAUCAGAGACAUGCUGAUGCAGUUUAUCAUCAAAGAGAGCUGUCUGAUCCUGGCAGUUACCCCUGCUAACAUGGACCUGGCUAACUCAGACGCUUUGAAGAUUGCCAAAGAGGUGGACCCACAAGGUCUUCGCACCAUUGGUGUCAUAACAAAAUUGGACCUUAUGGAUGAAGGCACAGAUGCAAAGGAUGUUCUCGAAAAUAAACUGCUUCCAUUAAGGAGAGGUUACAUUGGUGUGGUCAACCGGAGUCAAAAAGACAUUGACGGUAAAAAAGACAUCCGCGCUGCUUUAGCUGCAGAGAGAAAGUUCUUCCUGUCCCACCCCGCCUAUCGACACAUGGCAGACCGUAUGGGCACCCCGCAUCUACAAAAAACUCUCAACCAGCAACUGACCAACCACAUCAGGGACACUCUGCCCGGGCUGCGCAGUAAGCUGCAGAGUCAACUCCUGUCUCUGGAGAAGGAGGUGGAAGAGUAUAAGAAUUUCCGUCCUGAUGAUCCGACUCGCAAGACAAAGGCAUUGUUGCAGAUGGUCCAGCAGUUUGGUGUGGACUUUGAAAAAUGCAUCGAGGGAUCUGGAGACCAGGUGGACACUAACGAGCUGUCAGGCGGUGCCAGGAUCAACCGACUCUUCCAUGAACGUUUCCCUUUCGAGCUAGUCAAGAUUGUAUUUGAUGAGAAAGAACUGAGGAGGGAAAUCAGUCAUGCAAUCAAAAAUGUCCAUGGUGUCAGAACGGGGCUCUUCACCCCGGACCUGGCUUUCGAGACGAUUGUCAAAAAGCAGAUCUGCAAACUCAAAGAGCCCAGCCUCAAAUGUGUGGAUCUUGUGGUGACUGAAUUCACUGCUCUCGUCAUGAAGUGUGCCAAAAAGCUCAACUCCUACCCCAGACUGAGAGAGGAGACGGAGAGGAUCGUCACCACCCACGUAAGAGAAAGAGAAGGGAAGACCAAAGAUCAGGUUCUGCUGCUGAUUGACAUUGAGCUGUCUUACAUCAACACCAACCAUGAAGACUUCAUAGGCUUUGCUAAUCUUGACUACAGAAGGCUGGAUGAUGGUAGCUCCCCAGGGUACAGCAACAACAGUGCUCAGCAGAGGAAUAUUGCUGCAAACAAAAAGAGGGCAGUACCCAACCAGCUUGCCGGUUUAGGCGAGGCCCAGGAAGAGAAGGUUAUCAGGAAAGGCUGGCUAACCCUCAACAUCAGCAUCAUGAAAGGAGGCUCCAAGGAAUACUGGUUCGUGCUGACGGCCGAAUCUCUAUCCUGGUACAAAGAUGAGGAGGAAAAAGAAAAGAAGUACAUGUUGCCUCUGGACAACCUGAAGCUCAGAGACGUGGAGAAAGGCUUUAUGUCCACAAAGCACAUCUUUGCAAUCUUCAACAUUGAACAGAGAAACGUCUACAAGGAUCAUCGACAAAUAGAGCUGGCCUGUGAUUCUCAGGAAGAUGUUGACAGCUGGAAGGCGUCCUUCCUCAGGGCUGGGGUUUAUCCUGAAAAAGACCAGGUGGAGAACGAAGAGACGGUACCCACAGACACGUUCUCCAUGGAUCCUCAGUUGGAGCGGCAGGUGGAAACCAUCCGCAACCUGGUGGACUCGUACAUCGGCAUCAUCAACAAAUCCAUCAGAGACCUUGUGCCCAAAACCAUCAUGCACCUCAUGAUCAACAAUGCGAAGGAUUUCAUCCACUCGGAGCUGCUGGCUUAUCUUUACUCAUCAGGGGACCAGAACAGCCUGAUGGAGGAGUCGGCUGACCAGGCCCAGCACAGGGACGAAAUGCUGCGCAUGUAUCACGCCCUCAAGGAAGCGCUGCACAUCAUCGGCGACAUCACCACCAACACCAUCUCCACGCCAGUUCCACCACCCGUAAGCGACAAUUGGCUCCAGGAUUCCAGCCCAACCCCUCAGCGAAGACCACCUCCUUCAUCGUCCCAGCCCCCCAACCGUCCUCCCGCUGUUCGGGGCCCGACUCCUGGGCCCUCCAUGAACGCCACCCCAGCCUUUAAUCCCUCCCCAGCGUUUGGUGCCCCUCCGAUCCCCUCCCGCCCUGUUCCACCCGCCGGUGCCUUCAACAGCAGCCAGGAUCCGUUCAGCGCUCCACCACUGAUCCCAUCCCGGCCGGCCCGUGUCCCACCCGGUGUUCCCAGCCGAAGACCCCCUGGUGCCCCAUCUCACCGGCCCACCAUUAUUCGUCCUGCAGAGCCUUCCCUGCUAGACUAGACCUGUGGCCAAGCCCACCCUAGCAUGCUUUUUUGUUCCUGGAUGUGUUUCUGCACACUGUUGGCCUGGAAUGGAGGGGGUCAACGGGAGGGGAUGACUAAGUGACGUGUAGAUUACAAGCAAUGUUAAUAAGCUGCUAAUACUUUCUAUUUACACGCACAAGAAGCAAAAAAAAACAUUUUAUCACUUAAAUUUUCCAUUUGCCUGCCAUGUCUUGCAAACUAAAACCCAUCAAUGCCUUUAGCAAACAUUUCAAAUUCAUUUCAAAUUUUCUUUUAAAUGUUCUGUUUUUUUUAAUUCAACUGGUUCUCAGCCACAUGCUACAUAUAGUCUCAUAUUAUCUGGUACACGGUGUCUCCCCUCCUCUUUUCCUCCACUCCCUUCAUUUUUAGCCCCAGAUACUCUGGGUAUAGAAUACAUUAUUGUUGAUGUUUUGCUGGUUUUUCAUAUCCCAACUCAUUUCAUACUGAAAACAGUUACUUAACAUGAUGUCUAUGAUGGUGUCAGAUAUAAAUAAUUUGUUCUUGUGUUGUCUUCAUUUGAGUGACUGUCUUUCCUUAUGAGCAUUAUAAAUGUAGCUUUAAAAUUAAGUUCAGAGUCGACUCAUAAAACACACCAAGACAAGAUGCAAGUUAUUCAUAAUCGUUCCGCCUCCGUUUCUUCAUAUAGAAAAGAUUAUUUUUGCUUGAGUCCAAGCACUUCUAGCCACUGGGGCUUUGCAAGAAACCACUCGUAGCACGGAUGCUGUAGUCUGGACACUAUGCACCCCCGCACCUCCAGGAGAGGGAGACAGACUGAAGCCUGUCUGCUCCUUCAGAAACGUUAAAGUUUGGUUAAUAAUCCUUCUUUUCUCUUAAUCCCACUGAGAUUUUGGUGAGGUUGAGUCUAAUUCCUAGAUUAGCUGAUUCAAAAAGAGCAGAUUUCUGUGAAAGAGGAUUAGAUUCUGAGCUGCUGAGUGUUGAGAUGAUAUCUGGGUCACAGAGCAGGAAGAUGUCUAGUUUCUCCUUAAGAAAAUGUAUUAUUAUUAUUAUUAUUAUUAUUAUUAUUAUUACAGUUAUCGGUUCUGCUUCCAGGCGUCAGGUAUAUUGUAAAUAGCUGGCCUUUACAGAAGAGAUGUCUCAUUUUCUCACAGGGUUUAUAUACAUAAAUAUUAGGCAUAAUCAUCCCAGGAAAUGUAAAACAGCCACCUCAGUCUUUACAGUAAAAAAAAAGGACUGUCAAUUCAUUGAAUUUUUUUUUUAACCUCAGGAUUCUAAAAAUAAUUUUUCAGCUCCUAUUAUUUAUAACCUGGGCAUUUGUUCUUUUUCAUGGUUUUUGGACGCACUUCUAGUAGCUCGAUUCAGCUUCUAUCUUACCCAAUUCCUUAACUUUUGCUCCAUUUAUUUCAAUUCUGCUGCAGCGACGGGUUUUGUUGGGAGUGUUACUGGGUCUUUACAAACACAGCUGUAAUUAUAUGCUGAGAAAUGUCUGAUUGCUUUUUAAGGGUUUGUUCUUUAUAUAUAUCUAUAUAUAGAUAUAUAUAUAUAGGUAUAUAUAUAUAUCUAUAUAUAUAUAAAAUUUUUAUCUUUUUUUCAUUCUUGAUCUUCAGGUGCUGGGGGGGGGAAUGGUUUAAGUUGGGAGUGAUAAUGGGUCACUUAGAUUUUCUUCUCUUUUUUUUGUGGUGGUGAUUUGGUGGGCGGGGUGGUGAAAAAGUGCAGGUUCCAUCAGAGGAGCUGCCUAGAACACGGAGAAAAAAAAAUUACACAACCAUUAAAAGAUUGAAGAAAAUGAUUUAUAUAAAUCCCAAAUUGCUGUCUUAAGACAGGAUGUAUACUUUGUGCCUGUUUUCUUUUCUCCUGAUCUUGCUUUCAGUGACAGAGCCUGAAAACCUAAAACAAAAUCAGCAUUGGAUCCUAAGAAUAAUUACCAUGAUAGAUUAAAAAAAAAGAAAAAAAAACUAAAUUCCCACAUGCCUGUCACUCCAGUUUGUCCAUGUGAAGACUGUAAAAUCUACAUGAACAUGUAGGAAUACUGUCUGUGUGUAUCAUCCAUCCUUAUUCCCUCCCCUUUCUGAAUCUGCAGGAAGGGGUUGGAAACCAUCCCUCAAACAUCUUUCUUUUUGUUUUGCAAACCCUUAUGAAGUGCCUCUGUAGCAAUUAAUGGAUUUUUAAUAAACAUCAUGACCUGGUUUAGAAAGAAAAGUAAAUAAAGAGGUGUGUUCAAUAAAGGGACUGGUUUUGGUG
Molecule: messenger RNA, 5190 nt
Organism: Xiphophorus couchianus (Monterrey platyfish)
Lineage: Eukaryota; Metazoa; Chordata; Actinopteri; Cyprinodontiformes; Poeciliidae
Gene: dnm2a
Product: dynamin 2a
Exons: 22
Coding region: 290-2968 (892 amino acids)
Biological process (GO): receptor internalization; synaptic vesicle budding from presynaptic endocytic zone membrane
Cellular component (GO): cytoplasm; microtubule; plasma membrane
Molecular function (GO): microtubule binding; GTPase activity; GTP binding
Source: RefSeq, a predicted model, not a curated record